Scylla paramamosain (green mud crab) is the source of this 3167-nucleotide messenger RNA. RefSeq lists its product as uncharacterized. Bases 547 to 1002 code for a protein of 151 amino acids. The transcript has 3 exons. The record is from RefSeq and is a predicted model, not a curated record. NCBI's taxonomy places the organism in Eukaryota, Metazoa, Arthropoda, Malacostraca, Decapoda, Portunidae.
UAUCCAUACAAGAUAUUUAAAAGUCGAUGCAGAAUUUCGAAAGUAUCAAAAUGAUCAAUGUUCUAUGCAUCUAUAUGCACAUGGGAUUUACGAUAACAAUAUUUUAGCUUAUGUCACUAGGGGACAAGCAGUAGCAACGGCAUCUGGCAGAUUAGUUCCGAUAACUCCCCAUUCUUGCUUCAAAAUUAUAUGUGCUUAUUAAUUCGGUUCUUGACACAUUUCUUUUGGAUUUUCAUCCAGUUUUGUCCCAGUUGAUGUAACUGUUUGUUCCAGAUCUGGUAUUUCAACUGCGAUGCAUGUCUACUUUUUGUUCAGACUUGUUCCAGUACCACGCUGGCAUCUACACACCGAUGGUAAGGAAGGUCGCUUGUGCCUGGACACACUCCCUCCUUCCUUCCCUCCCCUAUUCACCAUCUAUCCCUAUACCCUCCCCCCCUCUCUCACUUCCUAUUUCUGCCCUCUCCGCACCCCUCCACCCCCCUCGGCGUGGUGGUUACAAGAGCGCGCUGCCACCUCCUCAGCGCCAGUCUACCGUGAGUCGGCACCAUGUCCAAAACGGAAGGUCUCUCUACACUCAGCAUUACCACCACCACAGCUCCUUUCACCACCAUCGUCAACAUCAUUCUCUUAAUGACUCUUCUAGCGCCCCACGUUUCUCCCGCCCAUCUCCUGAUCAGCCCACGCCCUCACUAUAUUGAGGAGAUACGGCCCGUCUUGCCCACCAACGUCCCGCUGAUGGUACAGCAGCAACAGCAGCAACCACUUCUCGAAGCCCCGCUACAGGUGCAGGAACCACGGAAGCGUGCUGCCAUAGUUUUGGACAAGUUGAUGUUUGCUCUGCAGAAAGCCUUGGAUGAGCCUUCCUCCCCAUCCCACCCACAGUCUGCUCCUCUGCCCCCCAGAACAUCUUCUUAUACAGGACCUCUCGAUCUGCAGCGCCGUGGUAAUGGUGAUGGGCGGCUGUACUGGAGGUGCUACUUCAAUGCUGUGUCCUGCUUCUAAGUCACCAUCAGUAUCUAUCCCUAAAGGAAUCCCACAGGACAACCACAGAACCCAAUGGUACAUAAUUAUGUCAAGAUCAUGCAAGGAAAGACAAAGCAGUAUCCAUUUGCAUAGCAGAGAUGACUUUGACAUCAUAACCAUUCCAAUAUAGUUACCAGUUUUAAUUAAAAAUGAUCAUCUUCAUGAACAGUGAAGACCAGUCUGAGAGAACCUUAUGAGAAGAUCUUCUCUACAAUGGAAGAAGAGCAAAUGUAGCCAAAUUACAAAGUGAAGCAAGAACAGUGAACUCAAGCAGGAAAUCUUAUAUAAAGAUAGCUAACAAAAUAGUGCAUAAGAAAUAUAAUUUGAACAACACUGCAAAUACUGAGCUGAUUACAAUAAAAUGGAUCACUUGUGAAAAUAACUUGGCAAAAACCAAGGCUUGCUGUCAAAUAAACUCUAAAAAGAAAUGUCUACACACACACACACACACACACACACACACACACACACACACACACACACACACACACACACACACACACACACACACACACACACACACACACAUGCAGCUUUUCACCACAUAGACAAAAAAAAUCUGAUGAGAAAAAUAAUCACUAUAAUAAUAAGACCUAGAUUAGAAUAUGCAGCAGUUGUGUGGUCUCCAUACAAGAAGAAGCAUGUAAACAAGCUUAAAAGAACACAAAGAAUAGCAACAAAAAUGGUGCCAGAACUUGAGAAAUUAAGUUAUGAAGAAAGAUUAGAAAAAAUAGGUUUGCCAACAAUGGAACAAAGGAGAAACAGAGGACAGUUGAUAACUAUCUACAAGUUGGUAAAUAUUAAUAAACUGUUACUAAAAGAGACAAGCAAUCAUGAAAUUAGAAGGGGACACUCUUACUAACUAGAUGAGGAAAGGAAGACAGCAACACAAAGACUAGUUUUCCACAAAGACAUAUUGAAGUUUGGAAUGGACUAAAAGAAGAGAUAGCUUUGGCAACAAGUGUGCACAAACUGUAGGAAAAAAUAGACUUGUGUAGAUAUGGAGAUGGGCACAUAAGUGUAACUCAGGCCCUGUUAACUACAGCUAAGUAAAUACAACUAGGUAAAUACACUCUGCAGCACUAUCUUCACUAAAUAUAUAUGCCAGGAUGUCUGAAGACUGCUGCCAUCAAUUUGGUCAAGGUGUAUGAACAUCCUUGUUAAUUUGACUUGUGAAUAUGCAAACAUAAUUAUAAUCAUGAUUUGCUCCCAAUGUUUGCAGAUAACCUAUAAAUUUGAUAGUAUUCAGUUUCAAUAUUUUUUUCCAUCAGUUUUAUUACUUGAGUAAAUGUGGACAUGAUAACAUUGUUGUGCUUUCAUCAGUCAAUUGGCUUAAAUAUUCCUGUUAUUAUUGUUUUUUUUUAUCAGUGUGCAACAAAUCAACUUUGCAUUCCUACCAAAGCCUUUCUUUAAUUAUUUUGUAAGAUACUGAUUUAUUUGUAUGUAAAUAAUCCAGCACUUUAUAAGUAAAUAUGACUUUUAUGAGGAAUACAAAGUCAACUUGCAAUGUUUUAAAACAAGACAGGAAUACUUGUGACAGUGUUACCAUGUUUGCAUAUCUUCAUGAAACAAAAUUACUGUGACAGCAACUACUAAAUGAUAAAAACCAUAUCCCUUGACCCAAUACUGGUGUAAAAUAUUUAUAUUACAUGAUUAUCAUUGAAAUGUCAGGUACAAUUAUUUACACUAUAGACAAAUCUUACUGGUUGUGGCUUGGACAAGUCAUUAAUGUGUGGUAAUAGGUCUAUGUAAACCAUACUAUUUUCUUCAAAGAAAAAACACUUGUAUGGCAGAGAAUAUGAGCUAAACCAAUAUUUCUUUUGAGCCAGGCAUAGUGACAAACUUUAGUUCCUUAAUACCCACAUGUAAGUGAAGUGAUGAGGUAAUACUGUUCUCAGUAUAAGGCAACACAAGCUAACACUGUAUUCAGACCAAUCCCUAGGUGAUCUUAGUCUAUUUGUUGCAGCUGAAGGUCAUCAACAUGCAAGACAAACUGCGGUGGGUCUUGCAUGUUCCCCUCUCUGACUAGAGUACCAUGGUGUAUGGCACUAUAUAAAGGCAGUGAGAUGUUUCCUUGUACGAGUAUGCUUCUCCCUCUUGAUCUCAACUUUAACAUUAACCAAUAAAUGUACAAGUAACAGUUA